Messenger RNA from Ceraceosorus guamensis, 2187 nucleotides. RefSeq lists its product as hypothetical. Gene Ontology annotation, molecular function: L-ornithine transmembrane transporter activity. Gene Ontology annotation, biological process: mitochondrial L-ornithine transmembrane transport. Bases 1 to 2187 code for a protein of 728 amino acids. NCBI's taxonomy places the organism in Eukaryota, Fungi, Basidiomycota, Exobasidiomycetes, Ceraceosorales, Ceraceosoraceae. The transcript has 4 exons. The record is from RefSeq and is a predicted model, not a curated record.
AUGUCGACAGAGCUGCCGAAGGCGGCACUCGCGGAAGCGGCCGACCACCGCGAGCAGACAUCUUCCCAAAAAGAUCCAGUAGCGAACGUCCACAAGAGGCAAGUCAAGAAGCGCAGACGUCGAAAUGCUUCUGUUGCUUCCGAAGAAGAGCAGAGCAGCUCGCAAGAUGUUACACAAGUCAAACCCAGCACAGAGGUGUCUCGAGCGGACUCUCUGGGCGGUGCGCUGACCAGAGCGUUGGUAGGGACGCUUGCAUUUGUGUUCAGAGCACCGGUCAGGCUCUUCAGACCGGUGAAGCUUAGCUCUUGGUCUUUACUGGAGGCCAUGGCCAAGAGGGAUGGGAGAAGUCUGUCGCUGCGAUAUAUGAGGCAAAUCAUCAAAAGAGAAAAGGCAUCUUUUCUACCGCAUCUCCUCAUCCCUCCACUACUGGCCAAUACCGCUGUAGGCUUUGCGCUCUUCGAAGCAUACACACUCACCGAGCAGAGCCUGCUCGACAGGAGACUAAAAAAGAUCUCCGAAAGGACGGAUCGGACUGCAAAGCGACCCGCAUUCACCCCUCUUCACAUCGUCUUCAUGAGUGGGUUCGUAGCGGGAGCUGCUCAGUGCGUGGUGAGCGCCCCACUAGACAAUGUCCGACUGGUGCUCUCAUCCAGACGAAAGCAACAUGGCCUGAACCCGCAUCGGCCUCACCUGAUAAGGUGGAGAGACGUCGCUCGAGCUGCUGUCCUUCCUUUUGCCCCGGCCACAACGCACGAGCGGCUGGUCAACCGAGUUAAGGGGACGGGCAGCAGCGCUAAUGUAACAUGGAGAGGGGAUUCUUCUCAAGUCUGGUCCGCGGAGAAUAGAAAGGAGUUGGAGAAGACUCUCAAACGUUGGAGGGGUGGAGUGCACGGAGCUGGACUGAUUCUCUCACUCGCUCGAGACUCCGUCGGCUUUGCUGCCUUCUUCACCGUCUUUGAGGUGUCGCGACGAUUGGCACAUCGAAUAUCGAGGUCCAUCGAUCGUAGUAUUGCGUAUUUCAAUGCAUCUUCUGCGUUGCCUAGCUCGGCUGGCGUUGAAGUUGCUUCGACCGGUGAUACCAGGACGCCCUCCAACCAUGCCUCUCAAGACGUUUCUUACUCGGGAUCGAGGACAAAGUCGGGCCGCAUUGUAGCUGCGUUCAUCCUCAUCGUGGGUGGUGCAGUGGGCGCCGCUCUUUACGAGCUGGUCGGAAGACCUGCCGAGCUGAUGCGUCUUGUUGUGUGGGAAGGGCGCAAGGCUUGGGAAGAAGGUAGAAGGAGCCGCAAAAAAGGCAACGGGACAACACAUAGAGGGGCUUUGAAUCCUUUUAAGAGACGCACAGGAGCUCAACUUGGCGGACGGAGCAAAAUCGUCGGCGGUCGAAGACUUGCAAAUCGCUUACAGGAAGAAGUUGCAAGGGUGACGAGGACAGGUGGUAGACUAUCCAGUUAUCUGGAUUUAAGAAGAAGCAACUCCGCUGGUGUGAGCGCCAGCCGUGUGUCUGCGUCUCGACUGUUGAGCCGACCCGCUCGAGUCAAAAGAGCCCGGACGAAAACUGCGAGCUUGACCAAUCAAGUUUCAGAUGGGAACAUUCGGCGACCCAAAGCGCCAAUGGUUGCAGACGAUUCACAUGGCCGUCGACGUUCUGCUUCGUCGAUGUCCAAGAACCUGAACCGCCUCGCCAUCAAACCCAGACCUGCACGGCCUUUGCAUCAAGCGCCUCCGCCCCUUUCAACUCGUCCUACAGCAAUGUCAUUGCUGGUAGAGCACGCUGAGCGCACAAGUAUCCUCAAGUACACCUCGUCUCAUCGCUCCAGCACGACGCCCGUGCCAGUGCCCAUCUUGCUUUUGCACACAUACUUCAUCGCGCCCUUUCUCGCACUCUCGUCGCCGCCCACCAUCGGCAGCGCACCUUUGCAAUCGCGAUUAGGUACAGACACUUUGUCAAAGCGCACGUUCGCUUCGAGACGCGCUCCCGUGGGCACGUCUAGAGAAAGAGCACCGGAGAGAGCGGUGAGGGAGAGGUGGACGUUGAAAAAUCCGGUCGUUGCCGCUCCCGGGAGUCUCAAGAGCGCAGUGGCUGCCAGGAGCUGGGGUUCUGGACGCGUGGCUUGGGCUCUAAGAAGACUCGCUACACCAUAUGGCAUUGGCUUUCUCGCCUGGGCUUACGUCAGUGGAGAUAUUUGA